Postia placenta MAD-698-R-SB12 is the source of this 903-nucleotide messenger RNA. RefSeq lists its product as hypothetical. The transcript is spliced from 4 exons. Gene Ontology annotation, molecular function: S-adenosylmethionine-dependent methyltransferase activity; tRNA binding. Bases 1 to 903 code for a protein of 300 amino acids. Gene Ontology annotation, biological process: tRNA wobble uridine modification. The record is from RefSeq and is a predicted model, not a curated record. Gene Ontology annotation, cellular component: cytoplasm; nucleus. Lineage: Eukaryota; Fungi; Basidiomycota; Agaricomycetes; Polyporales; Adustoporiaceae.
AUGCCGGCGGCCGUGACUGCUGCCAAUGUGUCCGAUGAUCCACAAAAGUACGAGAUCGAACACGUUCAUUCUGUGUAUGAGGAGAUCGCACCUCAUUUCUCUUCUACGCGCUACAAACCGUGGCCCAUUAUCGCACAGUUCCUAGCAUCCCUGCCGGCCGGAUGGGUGGGUCUUGACUCUGGCACAGGGAACGGAAAAUACCUACCGCUGCCACUUGACCGGCCGGGGGAUGUCUGGACGAUUGGCUUGGACAGGAGCAGGAAUCUCUUGGAGAUCGCGCGUUCCGCAGGCGCAAAACGGAGAGAGGUCGUGUGGGGAGAUGUGCUAGACGGGCCGUGGAGGCCCGGAGUAUUCGACUAUGCUAUCUCUAUUGCAACCAUCCACCAUUUGUCAACACAUGAAAGGCGAAGGGAAGCCAUACAGCGCUUGCUCGAAUGCAUCUCGCCAUUGCAUGGACGUGCACUCAUCUACGUGUGGGCAAUUGAGCAGGACGAUCUCUCUAAACGAAGCAUAACUUCAGCACAACCUAAGGCGGCAAUAUCUGUUCAGGAAGAUAUCUCACCUGCAGGGCAGGACGUCUUUGUGCCGUGGGUACUCUCAGCUCAGAAGUCUCUCAAGUCGAAUGGCGCUCGCGAAUCGUCAGCAAGUCCAAGACAAUCGCCACAAGAGGACGACGUGGAAGGAACUCAGGAAGCAAAGUCAAAAGUCUUCAAUCGCUACUACCAUAUGUUCGCAAAAGGUGAGCUACCGACCUUGGUGAGCGCCGCGGCGAGAGGGCUAGGGCUAGACGUGGGUGAUCCGGACGACAUCAACCAAGGCGGAGGAACAAGAGGCAUCCAAAUCGUGCAAGAUGGCUGGGAACGAUCCAACUACUAUAUAGAACUUAGGCGUUGGGAGAAAUGA